UCUGGAGGAACUCUGAUCUGAUCUGAGGAAGAGAAGGAGAAGAAGAUAAAGUAGAGAGCAGAAGAAGGAGAGGCAGCAGAGAGAAGAGGAACUGUGAGGAGGACUUUAGUCUCGUUAAAGAUGAAGGGUUGUGUUCUGGUCCCGGGUCUGGUCCCGGGUCUGGUUCUGGGUCUGUCCCUGGUUCUGACAGUCUGCGUGGCCCGAUCUCCAUACCAGGCGGUCCUGCAGCACAGCCGGAUCAGAGGCCGGGCGCAGGGACCUAAUGUUUGUGCCAUGCAGCAGCUUAAAGGCACCGAUAAGAAAUAUUUCACCAACUGCAAACAAUGGUACCAUCGCAAAGUCUGUGGGAAACCCACGGUCAUCACCUACGAGUGCUGUCCUGGUUAUGAGAAGAUUCCUGGAGAGAGGGGCUGUCCUGCUGCGCUGCCUCUGGUGAACAUCUACAACACGCUGGGCGUGGUCGGCGCCUCCACCACGCAGAUGUACUCUGAGCGAGCUCAGCUGAGGGAGGAGAUCGAAGGACCGGGAAGCUUCACCUUCUUCGCCCCGAGCAACGAGGCCUGGGCUGCCCUGCCCACCGAGAUCCUGGACGCUCUGGUGAGCAACGUGAACAUCGAGCUGCUCAACGCUCUUCACUACCACAUGGUGAACCGCCGGCUGACCUCCGAGGAGCUGAAACACGGAUCCUCCUUCGCCUCCAUGUACCAGGACUUCCACGUCCACAUCCACCACUACAGCAACGGGAUUGUGACGGUGAACUGCGCUCGUCUGAUCAAACCCGACCAACACGCCACCAACGGCAUCGUGCACGUGGUCGACCGCGUCAUCACCGCCGUCUCCAACAACGUGAACUCGAUCCUGGAGGUGGACGACGACCUGGAGACGUUACGCACGGCGAUGGCGGCGGCGGGUCUGUCCGCCAUGUUGGAGAGCGACGGUCAGUACACCGUCUUCGCUCCCACCAACGACGCCUUCGAGAAGAUCCCUCAGGAGACCCUGAACCGGAUCCUGGGAGACCCCGUGGCUCUGAGAGACCUGCUGAACUACCACAUCCUGAAGCACAUGCAGUGCGCCGAGUCCAUCGUGUCGGGGACGCCGAUGGAGACGCUGCAGGGCACCGUGCUGGAGGUCGGCUGUGACGGAGACCACAUGACCCUGAACGGGAAGGCCAUUGUCACCAAGACGGACCAGCUGGGAACCAACGGAGUCGUCCACUACAUCAACGAGCUGCUCAUCCCCGACUCAGCCAAAGUUCUGCUGGAGCUGGCUGAAGGUCCAUCUGUUGCCACGGCGACCAAGCUGUUUGUGGAUGCGGGUCUGUCGGGUCACCUGACGGGCUCCGAGGCUCUGACCAUGCUGGUUCCUCUGAACGAAGCCUUCACAGGAAUUGACACGACGAUGACGCCUGACAUGAAGAAGUUGAUGACUAAUCACCUCCUGAAGGACCAGCUGUCCUCUAAGUCUCUGUAUCACAACCAGGAGCUGGAGACGCUGGGAGGCCUCCGACUCAGAGUGUUCGUCUACAGAAACAGCCUGUGCAUUGAGAACGCCUGCAUCGCUGCUCACGACAAGACGGGGCGCCACGCCACCAUGUUCACUGUGGACAAAGUCCUCACGCCGCCGAUGGGAACCGUCAUGGACGUCCUGAAGGCCGACGACCGCUUCAGCCUCCUGGUCGGAGCCGUCCAGACUGCAGGUAUGACGGAGCUGCUCAACCAGCAGGCGGCGCUGACAUUCUUCGCUCCCACCAACGCCGCCUUCAGCGCUAUGCCGCCGCCCGAACUCAACAAGAUGAUGGGUAACCGCCAGGAGCUGGCAGGUGUGCUCAGGUAUCACCUGGGGGAGGGCAUGCUGGUCAGCGGCGGCGUGGGAUCUCACACCAGAGUCAAACCUCUGCAGGGAGAGAAGCUGGAGCUCGGCGUGCGUAACUACACGGUGUACGUCAACAAGGUCCCGGUGGCCGACGCCGACCUGAUGGCGACUAACGGAGUCGUCCACGCCGUCAACAGCAUCAUCAGACCUCUGCCUCCGAAGGUGGACAGAGAACAGAAUGACGGACCUGCAACUCCUCUCAGAUCAGCCGCCUCUUCCGGGGCUGACUCCAAGAGCUUCAGGAACGACGACCUGUUCCAGCAGGUGGUCCGCAGUCGCUCCAGCAAGAUGAUGACCCAGUAGAACUCCAGCAGAACCUCUGAGGAACCAAAGAACAGAACGGGGUUCUCAUCUUAAAGGAAAAAUCCCCCUCAAGUAUUUUAACACUGAAACAUUCAUCUGAAACAGGAACAAAGUGUAAUAAUCAAUAUUUAACUUACAAAGAGAACACAUCAUCGGGUCCUGAAGGUGACGGGGUUCACCUCUCACCUCUCACCUGCUCAGGUGUGUGUUGGUAGUAAAUCACAGUGCUUUUAUCAUUAUUAUAACGCAGCUAAACUAAAGUAAAGGAGAUGCAUUCAUGAUAUGAUGCUUUCUGUUUGACCACCAGUGUUAUUAACACAACAACCAGUUCAACCAGUUCAACCAGUUCAACCAGUUCAACCAGUUGAUAUAAAUGUGUAUAAAUGCAGGAAAUAAAUUUUGUCUCACUUCUGCGACCAAACCUUCUCUGAAGGUUUUUGGAAGGCAUUCUGGGAAAUGUAGGAAACCACUGAGUGAAGUAGACGAGGCUGGCUGAGAGGAAGUAAUCACUGAUCACUGAUCAAUACCUGAUGAUCAGACAGUGUGAGAGGGUCUGAGGGGGAUUUUUCUUCACUUCGUGGAGAGAAGAAGAAGAAAUAUUGUUGUUUUUUAUUAUUUUUUACCGACUCAGUGUUUUGAUUUCUUUGUACUGUAAAAAAAAAGAAAACUAAUUUUGAUCGAAUGUCACUUCUGAAGUUUAAAGUUUGAACUUUCACAUGUAAAACUUUUGUAAAGUGUGUUGUUGUUGUUGUUGUCGUCGUGUAGUCUGUGUGUUGUUGUCCUGCAGCAUGUCAGCAGGUCAAAGGGGUCAACUCUAACUCUAACCCAGAUCAGACUAACAGACAGACACCGUGACCUGAUGGAUCUCUGGAGCUUUUUAUGCCGUUUUUCUUUGUGAUUUUUGUAAAAUAAAACUGAAAAAUUAGAAAAGACAA
Messenger RNA from Sebastes umbrosus (honeycomb rockfish), 3110 nucleotides. RefSeq names its product transforming growth factor, beta-induced (gene tgfbi). Bases 121 to 2175 code for a protein of 684 amino acids. Gene Ontology annotation, cellular component: extracellular matrix. The transcript is spliced from 17 exons. The record is from RefSeq and is a predicted model, not a curated record. Gene Ontology annotation, biological process: cell adhesion; extracellular matrix organization. NCBI's taxonomy places the organism in Eukaryota, Metazoa, Chordata, Actinopteri, Perciformes, Sebastidae. Gene Ontology annotation, molecular function: cell adhesion molecule binding.